AUGGUUGGCAGAGAAAUGCCACAACCGGACUUUGCAUACAUGUCAUCUGUUCCUGGCAACGGGCCGUGGGGUCCAGGUUCAACUCGAAGCCCUGUCUACUCCGAUGGCUUCCAUCCGCAACAAAACCAAAAUCAGAGCGCCGCCAUAAAGAAUGCAUUUCACAGGCCACCGCCAAGUCUUCCAUACGCGCCCGCGACGUCUUCAUUCAACCUGCCUACAAGUGUGUCCGCUGGUAAUCAUGCUCCACAUGCACCGAGCCACCUCGCCCGAGCUGAGGCCGCCUUCUCUUCGGCAGGCGCAUUUAGUGCGCGACCUCCGCCGGGGGUCUUUGCCGCCAAUGCGCCACCACCAAACUUCAAUGCCUUCAAGAACCCGGCAUCCAACGGCUGGGAUCCGCAAGGGAGGUUCUCGCCGUCAGACUCGCUCGACGACAUCAUGGCGUCGCCGAAUCUAUCCGAUUACUCGUUAGAGAACGGUGUGGGCACUACGCCGCCAGGAGGCAAGGGUGGGAAGCAUGGUGGCAAGGGGGGGCCCGGUGGCAGGCCACAGCGACGACCAUCAAACCGCGACGAGUUUGACGGGCCGCACCAGUUUCUGCAAAGGCCGCCGCCCGAAUACGUCGCCAUGCAGGAGAGGGAGCUUCCGCAUCUCCCGACUAACUUGCUGGUCCAGGAGCAGGAUAGUGUUUUGACGCAGGUCAAUGACCGACUAUCGCAGUGCGCAUACGACUUUGUAGCCAAGUAUCAAUUUCCGAUACCUCUUACGCAGGAUAUGCGACCUGUAGAACGGCCGCAGGACAGGGAGUGGACCGAGUGGGUGUACCUGUUGAAGCGCCUCGCCACCAAACGACGGAUCCCGGCCAGGGUCCUGUACAACGGACAGAUCAAGCAGUUUGUCACGAUCCUGGAGAACUCUCUUGAAAUGAGGCAUGCGGCAAAGCAUCAGUCAAGGCCACUCAAGGACGACAGGAACAUCCUGCAGCUGAUAUCUGCCGGCAUUCAGGUGGCCAAGAUCCUGAAAGACGCGCCUGCCAUGGACUACCUCGAUAAGCUUUACGUCUCGACCGAGAAGCAGAUUCAAGAGAGAGCUGCCGCGGCCGCAGCCAGAUUUCGAAGCUAG
Messenger RNA from Pyricularia pennisetigena, 1119 nucleotides. RefSeq lists its product as uncharacterized. The transcript has 3 exons. The record is from RefSeq and is a predicted model, not a curated record. The coding region runs from base 1 to 1119 and encodes 372 amino acids. Lineage: Eukaryota; Fungi; Ascomycota; Sordariomycetes; Magnaporthales; Pyriculariaceae.